AUGCCGCCGAAGUAUACAAUGUCUGACUCUGAGUCUGAAGCUGAGAGUGAGGCGCCGAGCGUUCCCUCUGACAAAGUCCUUGAGAGAGGCCUUCGCGACCAAGUGGCUGCAAUCUUCAAGUCAGGGAAUAUGGAGGAAUUGACCGUGAAGCGCGUGCGACUUGCGGCGGAAGCUACACUAGGUCUCACAGAGGGGUACUUUAAGUCUACAGGUGAUUGGAAAGCGCGGAGUGAGGCUAUAAUUAAGAGCGAGGUGGAAAUACAAGACCAGGAAAUCCAAAAUCCACAAUCGUCUCCUCUUCCAAAGUCCAAGCCUGCUGCCGUUAAGAAGCGAGCAAAACCCGAGGUCUCGCCAAAGUCUAGGAAGCGCCAGAAGACCAAGACACCGGUGUCCGAUGAGGAGGUUGAGCUAUCCCUCCCGUCGGACGAGAGUGACGAGGUUACAAAACCUAAGAGUCGAUCGAAAGCGCCAGUGAAGAAGUCGCCAGUGAAGAAGGCCUCCGUCCAGAAACCCAAGAAAGACAUGUCGGACGCUUCUGAUUUAUCUGGUAAUGAGAGUGAUGAUGAUGAUGUCACAAAGCCGAAGAAACGAUCUAAAGCGCCAGUGAAGCAAUCGCCGCUCAAGAAGGCCUCCGUACGAAAGCCCCCAACCAACGAAGCAUCAGACGCUUCCGAUGUUCCCGAUGAUACAUCAGAUGCCGCCAAACCGACCAGAGAUACCAAGGAAGAUUCCGAAAGCGAGAUGUCGGUGGUGCUUGACGAAGAGCCUCAGGCUAAGGCUCCACGCAAGCGACAGAAAAGUGCUGCGGGAACUGCGACCAAAACGAAGAAGGCUCCCAAAGCCAAGGAUGAGGAUAUCAGCCCAGAUCAGGCUGAGAUCAAACGACUGCAAGGAUGGCUCAUCAAGUGCGGGAUCCGUAAGCUGUGGGGCAAAGAACUGGCGCCGUAUGACAGCCCGAAGGCCAAAAUCAAGCACCUCAAGGGGAUGCUGGAGGAUGCUGGGAUGACUGGCCGGCCAUCCCAAGAAAAAGCAAACCAGAUCCGCGAAGAACGGGAGCUGAAAGCAGAUCUAGAGCAGAUCCAGCAAGGCGCAAAGCAAUGGGGUGCCAAGAGUGACGAGGAGAAUGAUGGGGAUUCGAAGCCUCGUCGUAGGCUAAAUCGGGGGCGACAGGCACUUGCAUUCUUAGAGAGCGAGGGCGAAGAGACUGAUUGA
This is a messenger RNA of Penicillium griseofulvum, 1212 nucleotides long. Its product is annotated as putative transcriptional regulator. The record is from RefSeq and is a predicted model, not a curated record. NCBI's taxonomy places the organism in Eukaryota, Fungi, Ascomycota, Eurotiomycetes, Eurotiales, Aspergillaceae. Gene Ontology annotation, cellular component: nucleus. The coding region runs from base 1 to 1212 and encodes 403 amino acids. The transcript has 2 exons.